UUGCCGUCCAGCGCCGCCGGAGCUACCCUUCCCGUCGCUUCGCUCCUAGGUUCUCCAGCCUGGUGCUGGCGCUUUGCCUAGCCACGGGACUUCUCCGCACGACUCUUGCAAUUAAAGCCACAAGCGGGUUUGGGGCUAAGAAGCAGCGCCAGAGAGCAACGGCGCAAGCCCGUCUGCAGCUCCUGUGCCUGCAGAGGGUUGGCGGGCGAGAGCCUGGCCAAUCCCGAGCUUUGCCAUUCCGACCGCUGACAUUUCUCCGUGCGUAUUUUAACUUUCAAAGAAAGCGAGUUGGCUUCUGGUUUACGUCGGUCGCGGUUUCCUCGCGGAAAAAAAAGUUUGGGCGAUCAUCUGCGCGAGAGCGCUUCCCCAGCGGCGAAGCGGCAGAUGGGCGUUUAAAGGGGCCGUUGGAUUAAGGCAGCGGGGCGGGAAAAGAAGCACCGCGGCUGAGGCAAGAGAGCUCGGCGCGGCGUUUGUGGUGCUCCUGAAGCCCUCGGCAAAAGCUGAACUCGGAUGGAAGGAUGGAAAUGAAGAACAUGGAUCAUUACCUGCGCCGUCUGAAACAAGAGUUGAUAUCCAUGAAGGAGGUUGGAGACGGGCUGCAUGAACAGAUGAACUGCAUGAUGGGUGCUCUGCAAGAACUGAAACUGCUCCAGGUCCAGACAGCUUUGGAACAGCUGGAGAUUUCAAGUAACCCAAACCAGGUUUCAGGAAUUGGCCAGCAUAACUACUAUCAAAACAAUAAGGAGAUGCCAAGGGCAAGGCUUGAUGCCAGCCAAGAGAAUGAGACCCUGCUGGGAAAACGUUAUUUGGACAACUGCAGAUCUUCAGCCUUUUUAUGCUCAAGUCCUGUGUCACGCUCUACCAGCUUGUGCUGCCGUAUAUCUUUGCCAGACACUAACCAUGGGCACAUAGCUUCAUCCCUUAGCAGCAUAGGUAGUGAGGAUGACAGUGGACCUUCAUCAACUGCGAGCACAACAGAGUAUCAUUCACCAAGAAUGUUGGAGUCAUCUAGUGACAACACAACAAGCAGUUGGCUUAAUCAAGACACCAGCUGCUUGUCUGAGACUAAGUCAGUUUGUAAGGAUUGUUGGUUUUCUGAUGAGAACAAAGACUGGACUUGCUCAUUAAUGUCUCAGAGUAGGAACAGACAACCUUUGAUCCUGGGUGAUAACAUCUUUGCUGAUCUAGUUGGUAAUUGGCUGGAUUUACCAGAGAUAGACAGAAAAGGAGAAAAGAAUGAGGCAUCUCUGCCAAGUAGCAAGUCCCAAGAAUUCUACAAGAAAUUUUCCCUCACAGCCAAUCUCUUCAAGAAAUUAAGGAGUGUCCGGCCAGAUAGAGACAGAUUACUAAGAGAGAAGCCCUGCUGGCUGCCCACAAAGAGCAAAGAGACAGAGAUCUUAAAGAGGCCACAAACAGGCAACAAACAGAAGGGGCUGUUUUACUUCCCAGUACGUGGGAGCACAGCAAAUUCUCAAGACAAAGUCAACAGGUGUGAAAAGAAGGAAGGAAGGAAAGCCAAGCCCAAACCCCAUGCCAAGAAGGUCCACACCACAAUAGAACAUACUCAAUCAGGGUUUGAUUUUAACACAGCAGUCUGGGUCUGAAUUCCAAGACUCAUCAUUUCAAUUGCUAAAACUGUUCUGUCCAGAACUAGAGAGAAGUAAGAACAAGGAAAGAAAUAUUUUUUCAGACCUCAGACCAGGAUGGGGAAACAAUGAAGAAGAUGGUUUCUAUAGAACAAGUUAACAUAUAUAAGUAGAUAGACAUUACUACCCCAAGCACAACUUGUCUGACAAAAUGUAUUUCAUAAAUGGAACUUAAGUUUCCUAAGGUAGUGCUUGCCAAUGUCGAUCGUUUGGAUAAGCUUCAAGUUUGCCAAAUAUAUUCACUUUGUCUCCAGGUCAGGUAGCAACAGAACAUUAGGUCACAAGUGUAAGAGUGUGUUACAUGUAUGUCUGUGUGAUUGGAUUUAUUUUUUUAAACUCUGCUUUUUUUGCGAGCACUAAUUCCUGGAUUAUGCACCAGGCAAAUGAAUAAGCACUUGACAAUGAAGUUAUAAAUGAGGUGUAAGUUUGUAAGAAGAGACAGACUGUGGGACUUGAAUGUAGACUGAUGGAGUUGGUACAACCAGUUUAUCCCUCUGGUUUUAACUGUUCUUUUUUUUAAAAAAAUAGUUAUUUCUGUCUCACCCACCACAAUCCAUCCUGUACUAGAAUUAUGUCCAAGGAGUACUAUGUUACUAGUCGCGUUCCCAUACCCCAAUAUCUCAACGAGCAAGAAUUAUUCAUAUUUGAUUUUUUUUUUGCCUUCAAAGCCUUAAACUCUGAAUGCCUCACUGAAACCCCAAGCUCUAACAGACCUUUUCCUGAUUUUGUAUUUUCUUUUUGCAUUUCUUACUGUGUGUGAACAUAGUUGCAAAAAUGUAGUUUUCUCCAGGGAUCAUCUCCCCAAGAGUUUAUUAAUAAAAGUGACAUUCCUCUCCAAACUGUCUCCAAAUGAGACUGCUUGUACAUUCAUACGUUCUUUAGCAAACUGUUAUAUUGUCUACAUAGGAAAAUGGAAAAACCAGUCAUGUUGUCAGUUAUUUAGUGAAACUUUCUUUCAUUAGUAUUUUGUCCAAAGUUACAAUACACACCAGGAAGCAUUUGUAUUUAUUGUAAAUUUCUAGGAGAUAGUUAAAAUCUUGUAGAUACUAAAGACAAAUCAGAAUCCUUUUUUGGGGGGUGGGGGGAAUACACAAUAAGAACUAUGCUGCAUAACCACAACUAGCCUUUAAUUCCAGAUUUGAGUCCUGUUUGAUCGUGGAAUUUAGUGGUGACUUUGUUCCAGUUACUGUAUUUUAAGCUACACCACUGCAGGUUUCUCUUGUGGAAUAAAGUGAAGGUAUAUUUUCCUUCCAUUUAUACCACUCAACCCUUUGAAAGGAAGGAUGAGAUAUAAAUGCAAGCGAUUGAUGGGAUCAGUCUAUCUGUGUGGAUAAGCUUUCUCCAGGCAUGUGAAUCUGUGUCCAUGGACCCCCUGUUUAUUUCAAAUGAUAGAACCAUUCUGUACUAUCAAAGUGAUUAAUACUCAGUCUUUAAUUAUUUGGGAAUUAAUGUAAUCUUUUGCUAAUGGGGCGCAUACUCAACAGUUUGAUUAAAGAAAAGUAGGUUUGUGAUCCUUCCCCAUCCUUAAUAUGGAAAUCUGUAUAUAUAAUAAUCUAACCCCCUCCUCCCCCCAAGUUGUAAUAGAGUUCAGUUUAAUUUAUACACCCUCAGAUUUUUCUUAAAUGUUUACUUAAUAAUUUAGGGCAUGUCAAUGAAGGCACUGUAUAAUUUUUAUAGAAUGAGAAGAAAAAAACCAUAAGUGCCAGUGCUGUCUAAUUACACAAAAUGUGUUUCUGUUUCAGCUACUGAAAGCAAACAGCCAAGUUUUAAAGACCAUUAGGAGAUUUGAAGACGCUUGAGUGUGUUUUCUUUUACCCCUGCGAAUGAAUUAAACAUAGGCAUAACACAAGCACU
Messenger RNA from Thamnophis elegans (Western terrestrial garter snake), 3500 nucleotides. RefSeq names its product inka box actin regulator 2 (gene INKA2). Gene Ontology annotation, cellular component: nucleus. Gene Ontology annotation, molecular function: protein kinase binding; protein serine/threonine kinase inhibitor activity. The record is from RefSeq and is a predicted model, not a curated record. NCBI's taxonomy places the organism in Eukaryota, Metazoa, Chordata, Lepidosauria, Squamata, Natricidae.